GGUGAUGACCACCACCACAAGCGCAAGCCGGCCACAUUCCCCCUCUGGUUUGCUUGUUCGCUCGAGCCCCAAAGGCCCCAGCGCCCCUGACACCGGCCUCUCCUCCACUAGCCUUGCUUCCAGAAUCAUCCAUGGCAGCCAGGACCACAGCCCCCAAGUAGCGCCAGACCCACUUCUCGGCUAUCACAUCAGAUUUCAGGCACAGUCGACAACCAUGGCGUCCUAGAGGAGUCAAACCAGUAAUCCAAGAACCAUGGAGCCGUAAGAGGGCGAGGGCCAAGAAAUGGCGAGAACCAUGGCCGGCGACGGGAUGCGGCGGGGGCCUAGAGGCGGCUGGCGGCGGCGUUGACCGCAUGGAGGAGGACGAGGCGGGGGCAUCGUCGUCGUCGCCGCCGCCGCCCAUCGCGCAGCUGGGCUACGACCAGCUGCUGUCCGUCCUCCGCCUGCUCCCGCCGGAGGCCGUGCUCUCCUUCGCCGCUACCUGCCGCGCGUUCCGGGCCUGGGCCUCCUCCGACGCGCUCUGGGAGGCGCUGUGCCGCCGCGACUGGGGCGCCCGCGCCGCCGCCGCGCUAGCCGAGCGCCGGCGCGACCGCGAGCGUGCCGGCGGCGGCGCGCCGGCGCCGUGGAGGAGGGUCUACGCCGAGGUCGCUAGGCUUGGCGCCCUGUCCGCGCGCCGCGUCCCCGUGAGGGGCGCCUCGCCGCGGCCCCGCGCGUCGCACUCGCUCAACCUCGUCGCCGGAUGGCUCGUGCUCUUCGGCGGCGGCUGCGAGGGAGGUCACCAUCUUGAUGACACUUGGGUGGCUUAUGCUGGAAUUGGAGCUGGAAAUAGACCGCCUACUGUACUUAGCUGGCAGCAGUUAGCCUCUGGCACCCCAAGUGGGCGUUUUAGUCAUUCAUGCACUCUAGUUGGUGACGCAUUAGUCUUGUUUGGUGGAAUCACUGACCAGGGGCAGCGUUUGAAUGAUACAUGGAUAGGCCAAGUUAUUUGUGAAGAACCUCGAAGGAUGCGGAUCUCAUGGAGACUGCUGGAGGUAGGUCCACUUGCACCACCUCCUCGUGGAGCCCAUGCAGCCUGCUGCGUUGAUGAUAAGUUCAUUGUAAUUCAUGGUGGGAUAGGGCUCUAUGGAAGCCGGCUUGGUGAUACAUGGCUUCUUGAUCUCUCAAAUGGCCUCCGAUCUGGCAGUUGGCAUCAAAUAGGGAAAACAUGGCCUUUGCCUCCACCUCGUUCUGGUCAUUCUUUAACUUGGAUUGGUGGGACUCGCAUGGUUCUAUUUGGUGGUAGAGGAUCAGAAUUUGAGGUUCUUAAUGAUGUCUGGUUGUUUGAUAUUAGUGAUCAGUACCCAAAAUGGAAGGAACUAAAGUAUGACUUGUCUACUGCUCUUGGUGAAAUGCCUUUUCCACGGGUUGGGCAUUCAGCAAUACUUGCGUUGGGAGGCAAGGUCCUUGUGUAUGGUGGAGAGGACUCACAAAGGCGGCGGAAGGAUGACUUUUGGAUCUUAGAUACACCAGCUCUACUUCAAUACGAGUCAGGUUCCAAGAAAAUGACCAAAAGGAUGUGGAAAAAGCUAAGAAUUGAUGGUCAGUGCCCAAGCUACCGAUCCUUCCAUGGGGCAUGUGUAGAUACUUCUGGUUGUUGUGUGUAUAUUUUUGGUGGAAUGGUUGAUGGCCUUGUUCACCCUGCAGAAGCCUUGGGUCUGAGAUUUGAUGGGCAGCUGUAUCAAGUGGAGCUAGUGCUGCAUCUUUAGAAAGUGUAUGUUGUUGCAUUGUAAAUCUGAGAAAUUUCCUAGGUUUGGUCUUUAGCAUCUGGUGUAGUUUGUAAAAACUUCAUGAUAAAUCUGGAGCUCUCCCAGAAAAUAUUGAAAUGACCAGUAUCACUACCAUGUCACCCAGGUUUUCAACACUAUAAGGACGCUCCAAAUGGUUUCUGCCUGUCAAUUGUGCAUGGGCGCAUGCCCAUACCUGUCGCUGAUCUGUGAAAGGAACGGUGAUCCAUUGUAAUUUUUUGCCAUCAAGGACCGAUCUGUCUGUAUAUGGGUUUGAAUCUCCAUUCCUUUGUCAGAUUCAUAUGUUCCAAAGAAUGUCUGUCAAUACCAUCUGGAACAGAUGGUUGUUUCGGUACCUGAUGGGCUCUCAUAUGGUUAUGGGAAGAGGGAUAAAUGUUGUUGCCCAUAAUAAUCCAAUGUGCCAGGAUUGCUUGGGACCAUCUGGAGCUGCUCUUGAUCUUUGCAUCCCAGUCACCAAUUGGCUCACUGCAGGAGGACCAUGUCUCAUUCAGCCCUUGGUUCAUCACAUGCAUAGAACCUGAUAUUUGUAAUGAUCUAAUGAUGGUGUAUGGGUCACACUGGCAACAUUACACAGCACAAUUUUUUGGAAGACAAGGAUGGUUUGAUCUUGGGUCCACUGGUACAAGAUGUUUUCAAGUCUUGUAAGUUGUAACGGUGUAUCAGUAUGCAGGUUAUGUCAUGUGCGCAUUAAUUCUGCGAUAAUGGGACCGAAACUUGUUUGGAUUAUUUCAGAUUUGGGACCAUUUGCAGUAUGAUUGUUUGAUGAUGCAUACAUCACGGAGAAAAAUAUGUAGUUCCUGUUCAGAUCCACUUUGUGACAGCAAGGCAAAGCUUCUGCACCAGGAAUCCAGGACCCAUGUAUGCUAUCGCAGAAAGGUUUUCCUUAGGUUGGCCAAUCCGAGACCGAGACAGAAAACCCUUACCAUGCUUUCUACUGCUGCUGCAUUCACAUCUACCCUUUGGUUAUUUGUAAUUUCAAGUGAUAAGAUCCAUCACCAAGACAUUAUCAAUGCUGGAGAUUUCCAGCUAUGCAGCUGCAGCUCCGGUUGCUAUAUUUAGUUCUUAUUCAGCAUUAUUUUCUUAGGAAACCCUUAUUCAGCAUUAUUACACCAUUCUGAAGUACACCUCCGGUAGCACAACAAAACAUAAUUGAUGUAAUUGUGGCAAAA
Molecule: messenger RNA, 2953 nt
Organism: Setaria italica (foxtail millet)
Lineage: Eukaryota; Viridiplantae; Streptophyta; Magnoliopsida; Poales; Poaceae
Product: F-box/kelch-repeat protein At1g51550
Exons: 3
Coding region: 354-1745 (463 amino acids)
Molecular function (GO): protein binding
Source: RefSeq, a predicted model, not a curated record